Yarrowia lipolytica CLIB122 is the source of this 285-nucleotide messenger RNA. RefSeq lists its product as uncharacterized. The record is from RefSeq and is a predicted model, not a curated record. NCBI's taxonomy places the organism in Eukaryota, Fungi, Ascomycota, Dipodascomycetes, Dipodascales.
AUGCAACUGAACGUGACCCAUCGAACCAACGCCGAACGACUGGAGAAACAUAACCGGGAGCUGGAAACGGCCCUUGCAAAGAAGACAGAAGAACACAAGGAGCAGGCAAAAGCGUUGUUACUGUUGCAGGACGACAUGCUGGCAAACCAGAUCCAACUGAAUGUCCUGGAACAGAAAACCGAGGCUCUGCAACAGGAGAACGAAACUCUUGUUCAGAGACUGGUAGCCAAGGCUGCUGCUGAUGCCGACAAGAUGAACGAUGCCAAUGCGUUUCUCGAGAGGUGA